AUGGCUGGCACAGAUACCGUGAAAGCGCAAGUUCGCCUAAGAUUCCGCAAUACAAGUGGUACACGAAUGAGCUGCGUGCGGAACUUGCAAGUGACGAAGAAAAAAGGCGGUGGCCUCACAAUGAAGACCCUCGAGGGCGUGUUAGGUAUUGAUGAUGAUGCUGCUGAUCCGCAAGCGCGUGCCUCUAUCUCGACACGAUGCGCGGAACUCGAUCAGGAAAUGGCGUCGCUGCUUGGCGUGUCGCACGCUAUCCUUGAAAAUGUGCUAUUUUGCCACCAGGAAGAGUCUAAUUGGCCUCUCUCUGAACCUGCAAUCCUCAAAAAGCGGUUUGAUGAGAUUUUCGAGGUUUCACGGUAUACAAAGGCUCUCGAUUCGAUCCGUGCCCUCCGGAAACAACGUGCACAGGAUGCUCGUGUCGACGAGGCGGAACUCCGUGCGCUUCAAAAUGAAAAGGAGCGUGCAGAAAAUAUCAGAGCUACCAUUCGGACACUAGAGGCUUCGCUAAGUGCCAAGAAAAAUGAGCGCGACGAUUUAGAUGCGGCAAUCCAGCGUAAAACGACCGAGAACCAGCAGCUGUACGAUGAUGCCACACGCUUUCGUGAGGUGGUCAACCAAGCAGAGAUGCUUGAAGAAAAAAUUGCCUUGUGCGAAGAACAUAAGGCAUCGCUUCUUAGUCGCAUGACCCUUCUUGCUAUGCCAGACUCCGAGCUGCAGGAUGAACUUACCGCUCUUCCUACCCAACUCGAGACUCAGCACGCACGUCUUUCUCACGUGCGUUCUAACAUGCAGGUAUACGUUGAUAAGCGGUCGUCUGCUGCAGAAGAACAUGAACGUCUUGUCCGCCGUCAUGCCGAACUUGAAACGGCUGAGCGUACCCGGCAGCGCGUGCUCCAAGCAACUGCAAAAGAGCUCCGUACGUUCGGCAGCGACAUCUCAUCGGCACCAACCAAGGCACAGUUCGACGCUUGCUCCACGAUGUGUGAAGCUUCACUCCGUGAAAAGCUCCAAGAGCAUGAAAUCAAAGCUGAGCAGCAUCAACGAGCAGCUGACGAGCUCGAGUCACAAGCACUGACUGAAUAUGAGCAUCUAGAGACACGUUUGCGCGAUCUGAAGUCACAAAGAGAACAUACUGGCGCCUCUUUACAGCGGCUUCAUGAACGUAUAAUGUCUUGUGAAAAUCAGCUUGCAAGGCAAGCUUCAACAACCAGCGUUUGUGAAUUAGACAAGGCGCGUGAGCGCCUUGCUGAACUAGGGUCUGUUUCGUUACCCGAUGUACAGGAAGCUAUGGAGCAUCUUGCGACCCUUGAGGCCGAAAGAGAUGCAAUUGCGACGUCCUUCGUCGACUCACAACAAGAUACCAAACAUGUUGCGCGACAGGAGGAACUGGCAUCCAAGUUACCCGUGCUACGCGAACGAGAAAAUCUUUGGCGCCAGAUGUGUGUUGAGCGCCUUGGCCAUGUACCAAAGAACCUGGAAGAGGAGCUUGAACAAGCUGAACAUGUACUGGAUCAAAGCCAAGCACAGUUACUAAAGGCUUCAGAGCAAGUUGUUCAAUGGGCCACCACCGUCGAUGUAUACCAAGAUGUACUUUCUCGCUCAGAAAAGCUCUGCUCGAGUCUUCGUGUCGCGAAACAGACACUUUUGGGUGACUUUGCAUCAGUGGAUGCAGGCCUGGUUACUGUCCAAGAGGAGAUCCAAGUUCUGCAGGAAUCCCUGUUUCUUUUGGAGCACGCAUCGGCAUUCUUCGAGAGGAUCCAGCACCAUGCACAUGCCCGACACAUGUGCUUGGCUUGCAAUCGCGAUAUCUCUAGCUCCCAAUUGCAAAGUGUCGAUGCACAUAUCGAAGAAACGCGUCAGCGAAAGCAACCAGAAAAAGUCGCGGUACUUGAACAAGACCUCGAUGCGUGGAACAGGCAGCUGUCGAAUUUAUACGCUGCGCGAGCUAUCGAGAAGCAGCUUCGCGAGCAGCAGGAACCAGAACUGUCACGGCUCGUGGCACAACUGGAAGAUGCAAAAAAAUGUCAUCAAGAUGCCGAGGGUGAGCGCGAUCGCUCAAGUGGUGCCACUGCAUCGGCUGUUGCUCGUGUCAAGACACUCCGCUCGCUCCAAGUCCCCAUGUAUCGUCUCGUCGAUCUGCGACUUGAUGUGCAGCUACUGAAGCGCCAGCUCGAUUCAAUUGCUUCUACCUCAGCUUCGGCAACCACCAGUAAUGCAUCGCCCGAGAGUCUCAAAGCUCUUUCUCAGGAAAUACAUGCUCAGCAAGCUCACUGCCAUGAACUACGUGAGCAAUGCGAUCAGCAUCGUAACCGAGUCCGCGAGGCCGAGCGACACGUCCAUGCCCUAGAAAUGCAAUUAAUGACUGAACAACAGCAUGCAGCGGCAACGCAGACAGCCCAUCAACGUCUCGAAGAAUAUAUGGCGGACGCAAAAGAUCUUGAAAAACAACGCGAGACAUUGACUUUCACGAUCAACGAACUCACCCAGCCGCUUUCUGAAGCGCAAAAACACCUCGAAGACACGCGCCGCGAGCGCCGUGAGCAAGAAGAGCGUUAUAAAGAAAAACGAUCUGAUUUGGAGCAACAGCUUGCAAAGCUCGCAGGCAUGGUGCAGCGUGUUAGCUCUGCAUGGGACGAAGCUGAGGCUGAUGGUGGUACACUUGUAUCAUGCAGCAUUGAACUGGAUCGUGCAGCACAGGCUCUUCAACAUACCCAAAAAGAGGCGGAGCGCGCCACACAGGAUACUUACGCGCUUGAGACGGCGAUUCACGACGUGCGAGCACGUGAAGCCAACUUACAAGACAACAUGCGGUAUCGCCAGGUGCUACGAGAACUUGAACAUGUGACGGCCGAACUCAAUAAACUCGACUUGGAAGCAGCGCACAUGAGGCAUAAACGAGCGAGCUCAGCGUACGAUGCAGCGCGGCGCGAAGAGAACGAACUGAGUGGGCGUGCAGCGCACAUUCGCGGUGAAAUACAGGGUAUCGAGGCAGAACUUCAACGUCGCGAGGCCGAGUUACGCCACGACUAUAAAGAUAUAUCAAACAGGUACAUGCGACAGCUAGUUCACAUCAAAGUAGCUGGGAUGGCGAACCACGAUCUCGAUAUUUACUGCGGCGCACUCCAACAAGCGAUUCUGCAAUACCAUGCGAUCAAGAUGGAGGAAGUGAACCAAACGCUCGACUACCUGUGGAAGAAGACUUAUCAAGGUACCGACAUUGAUUCUAUAAGUAUCCGGUCCGACACGGAGGGUCGCGUAUCGGCCAACGGAUUGCGCUCGUACCAAUACCGUGUGUGCAUGGUCAAGGAUGCCGUUGAGCUGGACAUGCGUGGCCGAUGCAGUGCUGGACAAAAAGUCUUAGCAUGUAUUCUGAUUCGCUUGGCGCUUGCUGACUCAUUUGGCGGCUCCUGCGGAUUCAUGGCACUGGACGAGCCUACAGCGAACCUAGAUCGGGAGAAUGUGGAAGGAUUGGCUGCCAGUCUCAUUGAGUACGUGUGA
Molecule: messenger RNA, 3495 nt
Organism: Malassezia globosa CBS 7966
Lineage: Eukaryota; Fungi; Basidiomycota; Malasseziomycetes; Malasseziales; Malasseziaceae
Exons: 1
Coding region: 1-3495 (1164 amino acids)
Biological process (GO): telomere maintenance via telomerase; telomere maintenance via recombination; double-strand break repair
Cellular component (GO): condensed nuclear chromosome; Mre11 complex
Molecular function (GO): single-stranded telomeric DNA binding; ATP hydrolysis activity; double-stranded telomeric DNA binding
Source: RefSeq, a predicted model, not a curated record